GCCACAUUUAGCCUCAAGAGCGCCAUGUUGUUUGAGCCGUGUUUGUGUGUGGUGCAUUCUGUGGAAUUUCAGGUGUAAAAGAUCGCGAAUACGAUUGUUUUGCCCUUUGCUACCGUGGUGUAACCUGCCCCUUUCGCCCGUUUAGCAGUCAGCGAGGUGAAAAAUUACGGGCCCUUUAGAAUUCGAAGCAGCGCAUCCACAAACCGUGAGCAUGCCGCCGCGGAAAAAUAUAGCGCGCCGAGGUAGUAAGUCGGUGACUCAGGGCAGAUGUGCGGGUAAGCCGGCCUCAUGCAGCACGGCACAGCAGCUGGAAAGCAGCAAGCUGGCAGCUGCUAUCGUGGUUGUCGAAAAGCUGUCGGAUGCCGUGGUCGGCCAGAAGGCGGACGCCGCCGCCAUAGAAGCCAGCGAGGCUAAAAAGAGGAAGCUCUCGGACGGGGCCUCGACGGCUGCAGCCGAGGAGCCCGAGCCGACCGAAGUGGGAGACGGGGCCCCCUCCGAAGAAGAAGAAGAAGAUGACGGCGCGUGCGAAGCUCUGUUUCUCGACGUCGAAGACGACGAAGGAGGCUCGCCGGCGCCCAGCGAGGAGCAGAGGGCGGAAGACGACAACCGCGACAGCGCUGCCGACGAAGAGGACUCCAUGCCUGCCGAGACCGACAAAGACGCCGAGGGGAACGUGGACGGCGCCGCGGAGGAAGUUGGCGACGAGGCCACUCCGGAGGACGACGGAGAGUGUGCCGAUGAAGGCGCAGAUAACGUGAACGGCGAGGAGUACACAGAGGUGGACGAAGAGAUAGUCGAGGAAGAGGCCGAAGAGUCCCAGGACGGCGAAGGAGCCGAAGAGUCUCAGCAUUGCGAAGAGGAGGUCGGGGAGCACGACGGUGAAGUGGUCGAGGAGUCGCAGGAUCCGCAAGAGGCCGUGGAGUCUCGGGACGGCGAAGAGGAGCUUGUCGAGGAGGACGGGGAAGGCGAAGAAGGAGCGGAGGGAGAGGCUGCGGAAAACUGGGAAGCAGCCGCCGACGGUGAAGUGGAGUAUUACGAGGAGGGCGACGGCACGCAAGACGCAGAGUGGGACGAAGAGAUGGAAUGCGUAGACGCCGAUGAUGCACAGGUCGUUGACGACGUGGACGAUGCCGAUGGCGUGGGCCAGGAGUGUGCUGAUGGAGCGGAGGAUCUUGUCAUGGACGACCCCGCAGUGCACGACGAGACGGCACGUGACACGCACAACUACAGCGCUGAAGAGGCCGCACUACAGGCUGAUGGCACCGAUGAUAACGAAGGCAACGAGGCGACCACUGAAAAAGGUGCCGCGGCAAAUGAGGCGAUCCCAUCUGACGACGGGGCGGCUGCAGAGCGAACUGUGGAGAUAACGCAGCUGUCUGAGCUCUGCCCAUCCGUGUUGUUCGAGGAGCCCCGGACCAUUGCCGAGUCGCUUCGUGACAGCAUCCAGAGGUCCGUGCAGCUGCUCAUCGAGCAGAUGCUGGAUGCCAAAGAACGUGCAAGUGGCCAGGUUGAUAAGAGGGUGUAUGGCUGCAGCCUGUGCAACAUCGAGAUUGAGGAGCCUGACCAGUUUGACUCUCACGUGGAGAGCCCGCGGCACACAAAGCGCCUCCGCUGGCUCUACUUUAUGGGCUUCGACAAGGAGAUUGGCAAGUUUCACUGUCGUGUGUGCCACGUUUCGAUGCCUGGCGAGGACCACCUGUUGGGACACUUGCGCAGCGAGAGGCACAUGUUUCUCAGCCGCACUCUCAAUGUGCAUCUGGACUACACCAAGCACUUGCUGCUCCAGCACUUCUCCAAAGCAAAGACGGAAAGCUUCCUCCAGUUGCUCCAGCCGCCUGCUACCGGAAGUCAGCCCACCACGGAUGAGGGGAAGGACCAGGCAGGAGCGGACAAGCAGGCAGGCACGAGUGGGGCGAAUUCAACAGGCAGUGGACAGCAGAAUCAGGCCAGCCAGGAGUUGUACUGCUGCGACAUCUGUGAAACGUUGGUGCCCACUCACGGUGACGAGCUUGAGAGGCACUUCAAGGGUAGGAACCAUCAAGCAAAUGUUGAAGAAUUGUUCAGGCAAGGAAAGCUAAAGCCAGGCGUGGAUGGUCUAAGUUCUACACUCUUUGGCACUGUGGCCUUUCUGGCUGGAGCCAAAGGUUCCAAGGACGAUGGCAGGUGUGCACCCUCUGGUGCGGCCACCUCGAGCUCCAACAAGCAUCAGGCCAGCCGUAGAGGCAGAGAGACCGGCAUGGACAGGAGAGGCCGGCGCUCGAGGGACCAUUCCCGCAGUGACUCUCGUAGGCACCGAAGCAGGUCGAGAGACCGCAGAGGUCACGCCAGUUCUAGGGACCGAACUUGCAGAAGAGGUGACCAUGGCCACAGGGCAGGUCGAGGCAGACACAGUAGCUCUCGAGAUGGUGCUUCGUCCAAAAGACCAUCCGAUCGAAGCCCUUCUGACGGCCAACACAAGGACGAUGCAAAGGGCAAGAGUGACCCCAAGGGUUCGGGAAAGCCGGCUCUAGAGGCAAAGGCCUGCAACAAGGACACACCCGAAGGUGACCUACCUGAAGGCAGCUCUCAAGUCGGAAACGGUGCGGAGGAAGUAGCAGCUGCCACCUCCAGUGCUGUGGAAGACACCGCACACAACGCCAGAGAGGACACCGUAGACAAUGCCAAAGAGGACACCACUGUUGUGAGUGGUGACGGGGCAGCUUCAGAAGCCAAAGGGUCUUCAGCAGACGUUGAAGCCAAAAUUGAGCCAAACACAAAGUCUGAGAGCACUACCAAAGAGCAACAAGAGGAAAAAGGCACAGAGGACUCUAAAGAAGGAGAUUUUAGUGACCGUUCCAGACCGAGACGACGGUCGUCGCGAAGCCGCAGCAGGAGUCGUUCCCGAGGCCGAGCCAGGACUGGACUGGGGUCAAGGUCGAGGCCGGCUGUGAGCGUGAGGGACCCGAAGCAUGAUGCACGUCGUGUCUCUCCACUCCGCAGAUACGUGCGGCGAGAUUCUCCACCAGGGCGCCGAAGGCCUGAUAUUCACAGCGAGUCGUCCCGAGGCUCGAGGCGGUCAAGAUCUCGUUCCAGGGACAGAGGGCCGAGGGUGUCUUCUCCUGGGACGUACAGUUGCCACACCUGCAACAUGGUCCUGCACUCGCGUCUGGAGUAUGUCGAGCACUUUGCCUCUCGGACACAUCGCUUGGCUCUUGAUACCCACGCGGCUGACCUGAGUAGCCGCAAACGGUCACUGUUCACCACUGCCUCCCUUGCGUCGAAGAUCACCGCGCCGAUCUCCACGCCGUUCUCCACGUCGGUCUCCGCGCCGAUCUCCUCGCCGGUCACCUCGUCAUUCGCCACUCCGGCCACGGUCUCUACUGCAGGAACAGUGGAAAGCAUUGCGAAAGCGUUCACCAGAUGCUUUUGCCGACCGUGGCUUGCCCAUGGAUUCGUUUUCGCAGGCAGUGCCUGGUGCUUUUCCCAGUGGACUCACCGCUGCCCAGGCGGGACUCCUAGAAGAGUACACGGAACGCCGGAGUGGUGGCAUUGGAAUAGCUCCAAGUGCAAGCACAGUGGCGGCCACCCUAGAGACCAUGAUCCAGCUCCAGCAGAAGCUGCUCUCAAUGACUGCUGCCCAGCAGCAGCAGCAGCAGCAGCAGCAGCAGCAGCAGGUUCCAUCGGCUGGCCUGACCGCAGGCAGCACGACGGCCACACUGGGUGGGCCGCCAGCUGGGGGCGCUUACCGGUCCAACGAGUUCUCCCCUUCCUCAGACUUGCAGAAGAGCCUGCAGCAGUUGAGGCAAAGUCAGCGCUAUAAUGUGGGCUCCACGACAAGUUACAGUGGUGUGCCCUCCGUGGGAGGCCAGCCACAGCACUUGCAGCACGAAGCACCUUAUGGUUCCACUGUGGCUCCACUGCGGGACUCUGGUUCCAACUACCAAAGUAGCACAUUGGAUCUGUACUCCGGCAAGAAGGGGCCUCCGUACGGACCAGCCACAACUGGUGUUUACUCUCAAACCGGAGCGCCAGCUAGCAGCACAUUUGGCACAGCAGGCAACGGUGCUUUUGGUGGCAUCCCGAGCACCAUGAGCGGUGGCGGUGUUGCUGGGGGCAGCAUGUCGAAUGAGUACCGCAAG
Messenger RNA from Rhipicephalus microplus (southern cattle tick), 4118 nucleotides. RefSeq lists its product as uncharacterized. Gene Ontology annotation, cellular component: nucleus. NCBI's taxonomy places the organism in Eukaryota, Metazoa, Arthropoda, Arachnida, Ixodida, Ixodidae. Gene Ontology annotation, molecular function: nucleic acid binding; zinc ion binding. The record is from RefSeq and is a predicted model, not a curated record.